Molecule: messenger RNA, 825 nt
Organism: Malassezia restricta
Lineage: Eukaryota; Fungi; Basidiomycota; Malasseziomycetes; Malasseziales; Malasseziaceae
Product: ribosome maturation protein SDO1
Exons: 4
Coding region: 1-825 (274 amino acids)
Biological process (GO): ribosome biogenesis; cytosolic ribosome assembly
Source: RefSeq, a predicted model, not a curated record
AUGGGCUAUUUUUUUUCGCUACAACAACAGUGUUUGUGCCAACCACUGUCUAUAUCCAUGCCGAUCAAUCUGCCAUCCAACAAUUUUAAACUCACGAAUGUAUCCAUCAUUCGUCUUCGACGCGGUGGCAAACGUUUUGAAAUUGCUUGCUAUAAGAACAAGGUGCGCGAAUGGCGUUCAGGUGUGGAAAAAGAUUUAGACGAAGUGGUCCAGAUUGAAAACGUGUUUCUAAAUGUUUCGAAAGGUCAAGUCGCGUCCAAAGAUGACCUGCAAAAAGCGUUCGGCACAUCUGACGUGACUGAAGUGCUGCUGGAAAUUUUGAAAAAAGGCGAGCUUCAAGUAGGCGACAAGGAACGAAGUCAUGAACUUUCGACACUUUGGGUCGAAAUUGCCAGCAUUGUGGCCCAAAUGUGUGUUGACCCAAACAGCCAAAAACCGUACACGGUAGGCAUUAUUGAAAAAGCCAUGAAAGACGUGCACUACAGUGUUAAGCCCACCAAAUCGGCCAAAACUCAAGCCUUGGAUGUCAUUAAAUUGCUACAGUCCAAGUCUAUUAUUCCUAUUGAACGUGCGCAAAUGCGCAUCUGUGCGACCAUGCCAGCCAAAGAAGGCAAGCGCUUGAAGGACAAACUCAUCGCCAUGUUCACCAAGAUAGAGGAAGAAGACUGGUCUGACGUGUGGGAAGUUGUUGGUACAAUCGAUCCAGGCUCACUUCGCCAAAUCAACGUCCUAUUUGAAAAUGAAGUGAAGGGUGAGGGUGGUGUAGAGACCUUGGCCUUCUCGACGGUUGAUCAGGGCGAUGAUGAGGAAGGGGAGGAUUGGUAA